UGUACUUCUCAAGCUCAAAAAACAAAGAGAAAGAAAACACCUCAAAGUUUUCACUAAACUUUGUAAACUAACAAAAAUUUCAACCAAAAACAGAAAAAAUGAGAACAGUAAUUGGCUUAUCAAAUUUGGAACAAUCAAAAUCAACCAUAAAAGCUACAUUUUCACCGCCGGCGAUGGCACAGAGAUCGCCAUGGCAUUCUCCGGUACCGUAUCUGUUCGGUGGUCUAGCAGCUAUGUUAGGAUUAAUAGCUGUCGCUCUUCUAAUUUUAGCUUGUUCUUAUUGGAAACUCUCCGAUCAUUUAAGAGAAAACGGCGAAAUUGAUCACGAUUCGGGAGUAGAUCCUGAAUCCGGCGACGGAGAGAAACCGGCGAUCGGAAAUCUGAAGGCGAUGCCGGUGUUUGAAGAGAAAAUUGUUGUGAUAAUGGCUGGAGAUUUAAGGCCGAGUUUUUUGGCUACACCUUUGAUGAGUAAAAACUCUGUUUUGGGAGAUGAAAGUGAUUUGAAUAAAUUCGAGAAGAAAUUGGAAAAGGAAACUGAAGAAUUAGGCGAUGAAAAGGAGAAAGAAGAAGUUGUGAUUGAAGUUACAGAAAUGAACCAUGGAGAAUCGCAAAACAUCAAUGGACAAAAUCAGUAAAAGAAAUUCUUCUGUUACUCUGUUUUUUUUUAAAAACAAAUUUCGUGCAACGAGCUCGAUUGAAAAAUGCAUGCACAUAAUGUGGAACUCGAAUAUUUCCUAUUUGGAAAAUCUUCUGCUUGAUCAACUCGACUAUAAUUUUCAGUUUUGAGUUGACGGAAAUUUGUAAAUUGUUGGUUGAGAUGAGAUGAAUGUAAAAUAUAUUUUUCUUAUGCUAUAGAGUUUAAUUUUAAACAUUGAUAGACGUAUUUUUUAGUUUC
This is a messenger RNA of Solanum pennellii, 895 nucleotides long. RefSeq names its product protein GLUTAMINE DUMPER 2-like. The record is from RefSeq and is a predicted model, not a curated record. Bases 99 to 635 code for a protein of 178 amino acids. Lineage: Eukaryota; Viridiplantae; Streptophyta; Magnoliopsida; Solanales; Solanaceae. The transcript has a single exon. Gene Ontology annotation, biological process: regulation of amino acid export.